UUAUUCCGAAAUAUAACUGAAAAGUCGAGUUGUCCAAUAUUAUCGGGUAGCCGAUAAUGUACGACGAGAAAAGGAUUUUAAAAUGAUAUUGGAUAAUAUCGACAUCGGUUUUGGCCCAAUAUGCAUAUGGCAUUGCUGUCAUGUCCAUGUUAUUGCCUGCCUGUGUUUUUGGUGUUUUUUCACCCACUGCUGGCACUUAGGUGUAAUUAGUUUUGAUAGGUUCCAGCACUUUCUGCUGACGUAUAAGUGCCUUAUUGGCACUUUGCACUUGAUCCAAAAAGCUGAUGUUUGCACUAUUUUGAUAAUAUUGGCACUUUUCUCUAACUUUAGUCGAAGUUGUCCUCUUAUUUUUCACAGUAUGUUUAUUUGGAAAACCUUUAUGUUGUUACAUUUUUCGUUAUUAAAGCAUCCAUUGGGGCACCACAAUACAAUUAGCCAUAAUAAAUUAAGUCCACGACCGUAUAUACCGUUAUCGGUUUGAUAUCGGUAUCUGAUUUAUGGAAUUGCACAAUAUCGGGAUAUUGGUUAAAAAGUAAUUAUCGGACAGCUCCACUGAAAAGCAUGCCAAAGUUCUUCUCUCGCAGCUAAUGAGUUUACAGUUUAACAAAAAAAACUUUCAUGAAGAGGACGGAAAAAGGAAAACUCAUCAAAAAAUAAUCUCUCCCAACACAAACGGAUUGGACGUAUAUCGCCGUCAAUGGCAGCUAAUUAUUUGAGCGGGAUGUGCAUCCAGCUGGGCAUUCCCAUGGGAAGCCAAGUGGUGACGUCACUGCUCCAUACUGUCGCUUUAAUUCGGAGCAGUGCAGAGGAGGAGGACGAGGAAGAAGAGGAGGUGCAGCAGAAUUGUGUCGUUGAAUGAACGAUUUGCAUGUGCAAACAUCACCGUGGAGGUCAAGUGCAGCUGUGUAGGGAGCCGCAUUUCUGCAGCAAGGUGGAGGAGCAGCGAGGUUGAUGCACCCGAAUGUCGUGGGAGGAAAUGGUCAAGAUGGCAGCGGAGUGACGUGUUAAAUGCUUCUGGGUGCUUGCAGAAGAAAGCCAAGCCGAGGUCUUUCAUUUCCUCCGCGAAGUGUCCUUAGCAUGCAUUCCAGCAAAUAGACUGCACCCGCCCCACUGCUCUUAUUUGCCUGCCCACACAUUGAUGGAAUGCGACCCGAGUGACUUCCCGACCUACUCAUCCCCCACCGUAACAUGGCCGAGCCCAGCGAGCCGAAUGUGGAGAUUGACCCGGACUUCGAGCCCCAAAAACGGCCACGCUCGUGCACUUGGCCGUUGCCCCGUCCGGAGCUCGGCGCGGCGGGCAAACCAGGGGCGAACGACGCUGAUGUCAUCCCCGAGGAAGAGGAUGAUGACGAGGAGGGAGGAGCCGGAGGAGGCGUCGGUGCUCUCCGGGAGGCCAACGGGGCUCUCGCGCCGAGUGCGCUCGCUCCCUCUGGCCUCCGCCUGACCGCGCCGCCCCGCAGCGAGGAGCCCGCGGAUGGUUCGCCGUCCUCAGCUCAACUGACGCCAAUCGCCGCUGCCUCCUCACAGCAGCUGCGGAAGUCGUCGGCCCGCCGGAACGCCUGGGGCAACUACUCGUACGCGGACCUCAUCACGCAGGCCAUCGAGUCGUCUCCCGAGAAGAGGCUCACCUUGUCUCAAAUCUACGACUGGAUGGUCCGCUCUGUGCCCUACUUCAAGGACAAGGGAGACAGCAACAGCUCAGCUGGAUGGAAGAAUUCCAUCCGGCACAAUCUGUCCUUGCAUAGCCGCUUUGUGAAGGUCCAGAAUGAAGGGACUGGGAAGAGCUCGUGGUGGAUGGUCAACCCUGACGGUGGCAAAGGCGGCAAGGCGCCACGUCGGCGUGCCGUCUCCAUGGACAACAGCAAGUACAUGAAAGGCGCCCGGGGCCGGGCCACCAAGAAGAAAGCCUCGCUGCAAGCUGCCCAAGACAGUGGGUCCGAGAGCACAUCAGGCCUCUCCAAGUGGACGGGCAGCCCCACGUCACGCAGCAGUGACGAGCUAGACGCUUGGACCGACUUCCGCUCGCGGACCAAUUCCAACGCUAGCACGCUGAGCGGCCGCUUGUCGCCCAUCCUGGCCAACCUUGAACCGGACGAGGCGCCUGACGAUGACUCACCGCUGUCCCCCAUGCUGUUCUCCAGCCCUAGCAGUGCGUCGCCGUCCACGGGACCCGCCAACCUAAACGACGGACUGAUGGACGACCUGCUGGACAACAUCAGCCUGACGGCGUCCCGUCAGGUUCCUCCCGACGAGGGUGAGGACGAUGACCCGGGAGGCUCCGUCUUCACCUUUAGCAGCCCGGUCGGGAGCUACGUGCCUGCCCCGCUUUUCAGCCCGCCGUCCAUAACCGGCCUGCGUCAGUCGCCCAUGCAGACCAUCCAAGAGAACAAGCAGACUAGCUUCUCUUGCGCGGCACACCUGACACUUCAGGACCUCCUGAGCCUGGACUCUGGUAAUGUCCUGCUCACCCAGUCUGACCCACUCAUGUCGCAGGCCAGCACCGCCGUGUCCAUGCAGAACUCUCGCCGCAAUGUGCUGCUUCUGCGGAAAGACCAUGCCUCCUCUGCCGUUCAGCCACAAAUUCCAUCCGGAAAUGGCCUCAGGUCUCCCGGCAAGAGCUCCCCGGCCUCGCCCGGCCGGGACCACUUCCCCACCACCACCGCCGACCUGGACCUGGAGGUGUUCAACGGUGCCCUGGAGUCCGACAUGGACUCCAUCAUCCGCAAUGAGCUGAUGGAAGCUGACUGCCUGGACCUCAGCUUCGACGUCGCCCACAACGCGAACGUCAAACCGGGGGGCUUCAAGCAGACGUCGAGCUGGGUCCAGAGCUGAGGGGUCCGGAACUAGACUCUGCUAGUGAGGUGUUCAAUUGUAUUAAUGUCAUUUCAUGUUUCAUCCUGGAGGUGAAUGCGUUAAAUUUAUGACCGCCAAUAACGGUGACAGACGUCCAAUCCCAUUUUACCUAGGAGGUCGGAGUUUGCGCAGUGAACGAAUGUUCGUGGUCGUUCGAGAACAAAAGUUUGUGAAGUCGUUUGUGAAAAAAGUUUAACUAAAGUUCGCGAAAUCGUUCGUAAAGUUGUUCGUAAACAGCAGUUGAAACUGAAAGUCUCUGAACUCGUUUGGUUAAGUCGUUCAAUGAAGGAAAGUUCAUGAAUGAAAGUUUGUGAACUCGUCCUAUGAAAAAAAGUUUGUCAACAAAAAUUUGUGACGCCGUUCAAUGCAGGAUUGCUUGUAAUUGAGGAGGGAUUGGACGUCUCUCGCCAUCAAUGGCAGCCAACGAGUUGAGUGUGGCCAGUGAGUUUUGUUAUGUGUACUGUACUCUCAAGUCUUUACACACACAAAACUGAUCAAUGAACAUGAGCAACUUGUCAUACUGGAGCAAAAGUUUUAUUCGUCUCAGGGAAGUUUUCUCUCGUCGACAUUUUUGCCAAACCUGGGCCGACAGCCCGUUUACAAAAAGGAAGAUACUUGACAUCUUUAUCAUUUUUUUUUUUGUCUCUGAGUUUGAUGAUCAUGUUGUUGUGUCAUUGACGGUAAUGGUCAUUAGUGUCAUAGAAUCGGUUACAAAGUAAAUUUUCCAACCCAUGUCUCGGAAGCCACAUAAGGAAAAUGAUUGGCUUUGGUGUUAGGGGUUAAUACAUUGUACGUUCAAGCCAUAUCAUGACGCGUACGGGUGAGCUUUUUUUUUAUUUGCGUAAUGACCCACGUUGUAUCGGAACAGUAGCAACAGCUCAGAGCUACAGUGCUUGACAAAUGUAUUUGAUCAUGUUUUACCAUUUUGAACAGAAAUGUUUUUUUCCCCUUUUGUGAUAUCUCAGCUCUUAAUUAAUGAAUAUUGCAAGUACUGAUUCCCAUCACACUCAAACUUCAUCCUUAAGAUUUCAUUUUUUUUCAUGAUAAAUUGAGAUUUUUUUAAUCCCCUUCUUUAAGAUAUGUUGACUUUUUAUUUCUUGUGAAUUAUAGCAAAACUCAUAACUGAUUUCAUCAAGUUAUGACUUCACAUUUUCAACUUUCAGUUAUUUAAUUUGUAAAUUAAUGUAGUGAUAUCCUUCCUUCUUGGACUUGUCUUUUUUCAUCUUUAUAUCCCACAUUAUUCAACUAUACGGUGAUUCCCUAUCCCCAAACAACUUUUAAGUUGUGACCUUUUCAUGUUUUCUUAAAACUGUACUCUUAUUAAAUUGCCACAACCUAAUUGGACAACUUUUAUUCCAUUUGGAAAUUUGCCAAUCUUAUGACCUUAUUCUUGUAAUAUAACAUUUUUGUAACUUUCUUCUGAUUUUUUCGCGUGAUUUUGGCGAUACCCCCCCCCCCAUUUUUUCCUAGUAAUUUCUUGUAAAAUGUUGUCAUUUUAUGUGAAUUUGCAACCAUUUUUCAGAAUAUUGCACUUUUAGAUGUGUCAUUUUAAAACGUUCAUGUUAAUUUAUUACAUUCUUGCAAAAGUAGAAUUCACUUUUUCCCUUGUUACAGUAUAUUGCGUCUUUAUUCUCAUAAUGUACAACUUCAGAAAUGUUCAACCAUUAUUGCAGUAUUAUGAUUUGCAUGAACGUUUUGUUGUUGCCAUUUUGCCAUUCUUUGAGUACUGGUCUAAUACAUUUGUUAAGAGCUGUAAGUUGACCAUGAACUCACUGACUGCCGUUGACAGUGAUAGAAGUCCAAUUUUACUGGGAAGGCUAGUGGUUAUUUGACUUGCUCACGUUUGUUCCUUAACUUUUGUUCAUUGAACUUGUUCAUAAACAUUUGUUCACAAACUGUUGCUCACCGACUUUCGUUCAUUGAAGUCAUUCACAAACUGUUUUUUCAACAAAAAAAAAAAAAAAAAAAACUUGUCGACUGAACUCAAGGGCGUAUGUUUGGUCUCAACAUUUGUAGGGACGAUAUAACAGCAUAACCUGCAUGUACACUUCUUGCUGGGGACAGGACAUCAAUAAGACCAAACAUAUUGGAUGAACGGGGGUCAGGGCCUCAUUUCUCGUGAAUAUGAACCUAAUUAAUUGAUAGGGUAAAUGAUCAAUGCAAAAUAAAUCUGUAUUGACUUAUAGUUUCAUGUGUUCAGGUGAUACACCGUUUGAUUCAAACCUUUGUUUUCAAAAACUAAAACAUUUUGAGAACUUCCAGUAUAAAUGCCUGGAUUUUAUUAGCAAAUUUAGAUUGUAACAUUUGAACAUAAUUUAAUUACAUUAACAUACACAAUAAAUAAAAAAUUGUUAAUAAUCUCUUAACUAUCCAGGAAUGCAAAAAUAAAUAAUAAACAUUUGCCUUGCCACUCAACGUUGUCCAUCUAAAUAAAUGAAAUAUUACUGAAAAGCCUUCUUAGUGAGGGAAUAACAAAAAUACCGUAAUGGCCCGAAUAUAAGACGGCUAUGAUUAUAAGACGACCCCCUCUUUUUCAAGACUCAAGUUUGAAAAAAGACUUUUUGAACACCAAAUUAAUUUUUAUACAGAAAAUUAUUACAGUACAUUCGUAACAAAUGAUUAUACAGUGGGGAGAACAAGUAUUUGAUACACUGCCAAUGGGUUUUCCCAUUGUCAGUGUAUCAAAUACUUGUUCUCCCCACUGAACCAAUUUAUUUGAGAGAAAAAGCAUGUAAUUUUGCCUCAUUCAAAUCUUAAUAUCUGAACAUUUAAAUAUGUAAACUAAAGUGCAAUCACAUUCGUAAAUGAAUGGCUUCUGGUUUUUGAAAUGUAAAUAAACCUAUCUAUUGUGCUAAAACAACAAAAUUGCAAUAACUGCAUUAACCAUCAAAGUGAAGUCUAAUUGUAACUGUAGUCUUGAAACAAAUCUGAAUAAGGAAAAAUAUUGCAAUAAAUUAAUGCAAACUGGUUAAACUUGAGAGUAGCUGAGAUUUGUCAUGACAACAUCGCUUCAAUGAUAUCUAGCGUCGUGAAUGGGGAGAGUAGCUGAGAUCUGUCAUGACAGAACAUUGCUUCAUUGAUAUCUGGCGCCAUCUAGCGUCUUGAAUGGGUAUGAUGUCUAGACCGCAAACAUAAGACAACCCCCUGUUUUUCAGUCUUAUUUAAAUGCAAAAAACACCAUCUUAUAUUCGGGCCAAUACGGUAAAUAAAAAUGGAGCCUUCCUUCAGGUUAAACACUACUGCUUCGGUUUUUCAGUUGCAAAAUUAGUGGUGUGUUCCCUACAUCCACACCGUUGAUGUCUUUUUAAAUUACUUCAAAGGGGGCGGAGGAGGCGGCAUGUUGUCGACAUGUAUUUCUGUCAGGGCUGUGAGUGCGUGUGUGAGUUGGCGGGGUGUCAAGUCAUCAGCCAAUCAAAUGUGCGUUUGAGGGGAGAAAAAUGGACUUGCACAUUCAGAAAAUUAAAAGGGGUAAAUAUAAGUGAACAUAAUGAAAAUAAUUCAUUUAAUAAUGGUAGGAUCAAUUCUGUUCUUGCAACAUAAGACGAACAUAAGACGAUCUACAGUAAAUGACCCAUGUAACUGAAGUCAUUAUAUAAUGUAAAUAAGGUUGCCUAAAAGUUGGUGGGGACAAUUUGAGCAUCCUGAAAAGUUGGUCGUGUUAGUGUCCUUAACAUCCCCAGACAAACCUACUCCCUUGACUGAACUUGUUCACAAACUUUCAUUCAUUGAACUUUUUGAAACUUUCAAUGAAGUCGUUUACAUACUUUCACAACUUUUGUUCAUUGACUAGUUCAAAAAACUGUUCACUUGUUCAACUUUCGUUCAGUUGCUAUUUCACAAACAUUUGUUCAUUGAAGUUGUUCACGAACUUUCGUUCACAAACAUUACAUCACUGAACUCAUUCAUGAACUUUUCUUCAACUUUCGUUUACCAACUUUUGUCCAUUGAACUCAUUCACGAACUUAGAUUCACGUGCUAGUUCAUCAACUUUCAUUCAUUGAACUCAUUCACUAACAAUCGUUCACCAUCUAGUUUUUAAAAAAAAACUUUCGCUCAUGAGCUUGUUUUUUUUUUUUUUUCCAAACUUUCAUUACCAAAUUUUCAUUCACGGCACCCGUUCACAUACAUACUUUUGUUCACUAACUUUUAUUCAUGGAUGUCGUUCACCAACUUGUUCACUGAAGUCCUUCACAAACUUUUGUUCACAAACCUUUGUUCAGGAACUUUCGUUCACCAAUAUCCAUUCAUAAACUUUUUUAACUUGCUUUCAUGAAUAUUUGUUCAGUGAUCUUCCGAAAAACAUUCAUAAAAACCAAGGACCUAUGUUUAGUUCGCGUUCACCCAAACUGUCAACUACAGGUACAGUGGUAUGAAAAAGUAUCUGAACCAUUUGGAAUUUCUCACAUUUCUGCAUAUAGUCACCAUCAAAUGUGAUCUGAUCUUUGUCAAAAUCACACACAUGAAAAAACAGUGUGUGUGCUUUAACUUAAACACCCCAAACAUUUACAGGUUUUCAUAUUUUAAUGAGGAUAGUAUGCAAACAUCACAUUUAAUAUUUUGUGCCCCCACCCUUUGGCAGCAAUAACUUUUACUUUUAAUGCUUCCUGUAGCUCAGUCUGGCACAUCGAUCAGGACUAAUCUUGGCCCAUUCUUUACAAAACUACUGUAGUUCAGUCAGAUUCCUGGGAUGUCUGACAUGAAUCACUGUCUUUAGGUCAUGCCACAGCAUCUCAAUGGGGUUCAAGUCUGGACUUUGACUUGGCCACUCCAGAACGUUUAUUUUAUUCUUCUGAAACCAUUCUGAAGUUAAUUUACUUCUGUGUUUUGAUCACUGUCUUGUUGCAGCAUCCAUCCUCUUUUUAGCUUCAACUUUCUGAUAGACGGUCUCAGGUUUUCCUGCAAAACGUCCUGAUAAACUUUUGAACUCAUUUUUCCAUUAAUGUUUGCAAGUUGUCUAGGCCCUAAGGCAGCAAAACAGCCCCAAAUCAUGAUGCUCCAUCCACCAUCCUUCACGGUGGGGAUGAGAUGUUGAUGUUGGUGAGCUGUUCCAUUUUUCCUUCAAACGUUGUGGACGUUGUGUGUUAUUCCCAAGCAAUUCAACUUUGGUUUCGUCAGUCCACAAAAUAUUUUGCCAAAACCUCUGUGGAGUGUCUAAGAAGUGCCUUUUUGCGAUCAUUAAAUGAGCAACAAUGUUUUUUAGACAGCAGUGGCUUCCUUUGUGGCGUCCUCCCAUGAACACCAUUCUUGGCCAUAGUUUUACAUAUAGUUGAUGUGUGCACAGAGAUAUUGGACUGUGCCAGUGAUUUCUGUAAGUCUUUAGCAGACACCCUAGGGUUCUUUUUUUUACCUCUCUAAGAAUUCUGUGCUGAACUUUUGGUGUCAUUUUUGGUGGACGGCCACUCCUUGGGAGAAAAGCAACAGUGCCAAACUCUCUCCAUUUGCAGACAACUUCUCUGACUGUCGAUUGAUGAAUAUCUGGACUUUUAGAGAUGGUUUUGUAUCCUUUACCAGCUUUAUACAAAUCAACAAUCCUUGGUCACAGGUCUUCAGACAGCUCUUUUGACCGAGCCAUGAUGCACAUCAGACAAUGCUUCUUCUCAUCAAGACAUAUCUUACUAGGUGUGUGUUUUAUAGUGGGCAGGGCAGCUUUAAACCACUCAUCAAUGAUCGGUUGUUUGGUAAAAAUUGGUUUCAAUUGCUCUUUAAGUCUCCUUAGGCAGAGAGUUCACUUACAUAUUUUUCCCCUUUCUGUCAUUGUUUGCGUGCUAUCCUCAUUAAAAUAUGAAAACCUAUAAAUGUUUGGGUGGUUGUAGUUAAAGCAGACACUGUUUUUUCAUCUGUGUUAUUUUGAUAAAGCUCAGAUCACAUUUGAUGGUGAUUUUAUGCAGAAAUGUGAGAAUUUCCAAAAGGUUCAGAUACUUUUUCAUACCACUGUACUUAAUGAACUUCCGUUUAUUGAACUAGUUCACGAACUAACCUUCAUCAAAUAAUUACAGUAGAGCCCCCACAAUGAAUUUCACGUCUAUUGCUAUCAAUAAGUUAACUUUGGAAAUGGUUAUCAUUGUCUUGAAUGAAUGGACAAUCCAGACGAAACUAAACGAUAAGUUUACUUGUUUACUUGUGAGAUCACUUUCCCUCCAUUAUGUCACUUUUAGAGUAAAUAAGCAAUGUGAUAAAUGAGCGUAAACGCAGCCUGCAGAGGACAGUUUGCUGUUGUUUGGUGCUAUAAAUAAGCUAGAAAAAGAGUGAUUUAGUAAAUCCCAGCCUCUGUCCCACCCUUAUUAUUAGCACUAGCUUUGUGCUGCCACCGUGAGACGGAAGCCAGUAUCGCCAGAGCCAUUCUUGCCAUUUCAAGACAAUUUUCCAACAUUUUGCCAAACGUUUCUGCGUAGACAUAUCUAUAGAGUUAGGUUGUGUAGAUAAAAGGCAGAGCUGUAAUAAGGGCAAAAUAAAUAAAUAAAUGAAACGACACAAAUUUUUGUAGGAACAUUAGGCGGUUAUUUAUUUCCAGUGUUAAUUUGUUGGCAGGUAUUUCAGUAAAUUGUGGUUUUGCCGAUGUCUCGAGAGACAGUGCAUGUAAAUAAAGCUUCCAGAACCACUCUAGUAAAACUGUUUUAUGUGUGUGUGUGAAAAUUGAAUUUCCCCUGAGGAAUUGCAUGGUUGCAGGUGGAGGUAGGAUACAAUUUCCAAUUGGCCAGCUGGGUUUGAGCUCCCGGCCAAUCACGGUGCUGUAUCCGAGAAGAACUCAGUGGGUCGGGAAGCUGAGUGGUGCAUAUUUUUACACAUUUAAAUGGAGCUUGGUUGGUGGUCGCUAUGGAAGCGAGCAGUCAAUUUUGACUCAUUGGCCGCCAUCAAUGGCGGCACACGUCCAGUCCAUUUGAACUGGGAGGCAUGGCAGCAAUCGAACGAUCGUCCAAAACUUACCAGCAGUGGCGUGCACAGACAAUUUGGGG
Messenger RNA from Corythoichthys intestinalis (scribbled pipefish), 9806 nucleotides. It is a transcript of the gene foxo3a, whose product is annotated as forkhead box O3A. Gene Ontology annotation, molecular function: DNA-binding transcription factor activity, RNA polymerase II-specific; RNA polymerase II cis-regulatory region sequence-specific DNA binding. The record is from RefSeq and is a predicted model, not a curated record. Gene Ontology annotation, cellular component: nucleus; mitochondrial matrix. The transcript has 2 exons. Gene Ontology annotation, biological process: regulation of transcription by RNA polymerase II. The coding region runs from base 1189 to 2832 and encodes 547 amino acids. NCBI's taxonomy places the organism in Eukaryota, Metazoa, Chordata, Actinopteri, Syngnathiformes, Syngnathidae.